Messenger RNA from Chiloscyllium plagiosum (whitespotted bambooshark), 2219 nucleotides. RefSeq names its product gamma-aminobutyric acid receptor subunit beta-4-like. Lineage: Eukaryota; Metazoa; Chordata; Chondrichthyes; Orectolobiformes; Hemiscylliidae. Gene Ontology annotation, molecular function: GABA-A receptor activity; extracellular ligand-gated monoatomic ion channel activity. The record is from RefSeq and is a predicted model, not a curated record. Gene Ontology annotation, cellular component: membrane. Gene Ontology annotation, biological process: monoatomic ion transmembrane transport.
GGAGCGAACGGGAAGAAUUCGAAGAGCCAGCUGAUCUGGAAGAAUGCAGGAGCUGCAGCUUUCAGUCUAGAAAGAGAGAGAGAGCGAGAGAGCACUGCAGCGGCGGCGGCAGCAACAGCAGCAAACUCCCAUCGCAGCUCGUCCCAUGAACCAUCUUCCAGUCACACAGUCCGGCUGCAUGCCCGGGCCGCGGCCACUGUCCCUCCUGGCCUGCCACGGGCAGCUGCCUGUCGGAUUGCAGGGCUUGUUGUGAAAUUGUGUGUGUGUGUGUGUGCUUCGCCCACCCGUGGCUGCGAGCCGGAGGUCACCGUGUAAAUGAACUGAACCCGGAGACCCUAAAAUGUGGAGACUCCACGAAGAGCGAAUGUCUAGUUUUUGCUCCUUUCUCACAGGACUGUCUGUCAUGUGCUGGCUACAAAGUGUCAAUGGACUCGGCAACAUUUCCCUGGUUAAAAGAACAGUUGACAGAUUGCUCAGAGGAUAUGAUAUUCGCCUUAGACCUGAUUUCGGAGGGUCUCCAGUUACAGUGGGGAUGAGUAUUCAUAUAGCCAGCAUAGACAUGAUCUCGGAAGUUAAUAUGGAUUAUACUAUUACCAUGUAUUUCCAACAAGGUUGGAGGGACAAGCGUUUGUCAUAUACGGCUCUCCCGCUCAAUCUCACCCUGGACAAUCGGGUGGCUGAUCAGCUGUGGCUCCCAGACACGUACUUCCUGAACGACAAGAAAUCCUUUCUCCACGGGGUGACCGUGAAAAACCGUAUGAUCCGCCUGCACCCUGAUGGCACUGUCUUGUACGGACUCAGGAUCACCACCACAGCAGCUUGUAUGAUGGACUUGCGCAGAUACCCCCUAGAUGAGCAGAACUGUACUUUGGAAAUAGAGAGCUAUGGAUACACGACAGAUGAUAUUGUGUUUCACUGGGAAGGUGAUGAUGCAGCCGUGACUGGGGUAGACAACCUUGAACUCCCUCAGUUCACAAUUGUCAAACUGAGCUUGCUAUCAAAGGAGGUCGUUUUUGCGACAGGUUCAUAUCCUCGCUUGUCACUCAGUUUUCGAAUCAAGAGGAACAUUGGCUAUUUUAUUCUGCAGACCUAUAUGCCAUCGAUCCUUAUCACCAUCCUGUCCUGGGUCUCUUUCUGGAUCAAUUAUGAUGCUUCAGCUGCACGAGUGGCCCUUGGUGUUACCACUGUGCUGACCAUGACCACCAUCAACACCCACCUACGGGAAACCCUCCCGAAGAUCCCCUACGUGAAAGCCAUUGACAUCUACCUGAUGGGCUGCUUUGUCUUUGUGUUCCUCGCCUUGCUGGAGUAUGCCUUUGUCAAUUACAUCUUCUUCGGCAAAGUCCCAGCCCAACCAAAGAAGCCAAUGGGGAAAACCAGCAAAAGCAACACGGAGAGGGGACGGCUUGGCAACACCAGAGUUGAUGCACAUGGAAAUAUCCUCCUGAGCACGUUGGAACUGAACGAUGAAGUCCUCCCAUCAGAGGUUGCUAGCAGUGUGAGCGAUUCACGCAAUUCCGUCAUGUCCUUUGACAGCUCUGGGAUCCAGUUCCGUCGAGUCGGAUCCAGAGAUGGUCUAGGGCUGAGCACCAGAGAGCGAAACAUAGACCGUGACCCCACCAAGAGCCGCCUCCGUCGCCGGUCCUCCAAACUCAAGCUGAAGAUCCCAAAGUUGACGGAUGUUAGCGCCAUCGAUAAAUGGUCCCGGGUGGUGUUUCCCAUAACGUUUGGCUUGUUCAAUGUGAUUUACUGGCUGCACUAUGUGCACUGAGAGGGCGAAGAGAGAGAAAGAGAGAUGGACAGGUCACAUGGUCAUCUUAAAUCAACUGCCAAUCUUCGUGUGACCAGGACUUUGUACACAUGUAAAAACAAGGACAAUUUGGAAAGGUCUUAACAUCCAUCGAGAAUGUUAUGUCACCUUUCGAUUGCCAGCUGUUUUGUUUCCCCUGAAAUCCAAACAUGGCUUCCCAAAUUUCUGCUGUUAAUGGUGCAUGACGAUCAUUUUAAACCUGUACAAAUUACAAACUCUAUUGUAGAUGGCUUUCAUGGACUGCUGCAUCCCAUGACAAACCAUCAUUUUGAAUGACUGAACCCUCUUCAUUCAUAAAGCAUAGUUGAGAGAAAAUAUUGGGGUGGAGUGUGCAAGAAGGAGGAGGUGUCAUUGAUGGAAGAGAGAAGGUUAGAACUGAAAGCAAUUUGCAGUUAGCUGUUCUGAACCA